GAAAUCUUUCGGGCAGUCCAGCCAAACCCGCCAGACACCACCGGGCUCUUGUUCGCUGCCAUCUCAGGCCAUACAGUCACAAUGAUUCAACUAAAGACGAUGCUGAACUGCAUCGACAACUCGGGUGCCGCCGUGGUCGAGUGUGUCCAGGUCUUGAAGAAGAAGCGCCCCGCUACUGUUGGUGACCGCAUCGUGGUGGUCGUUCAGAAGCAACGCAGCUUCGGCUCCGACAGCACAGGAAAUUCCGGUAUCGCAAACAAGGUCCGUCGCGGCGACAUCCGUCACGCCGUCGUCGUCCGGGCAAGGAAGGAGAUGCAGCGCCCCGAUGGUUCGCUUGUCAGAUUCGACGACAACGCAUGUGUCCUGAUCAACAAGGCCGGCGAGCCCAUUGGAACCAGAAUGAACGGCGUCGUGGCUACGGAAUUACGAGGAAGACAAUGGUCGAAGAUUUUGUCGUUGGCACCCAUGCAUGUAUAAAUUAUACCUUUUGAAAGCGUAUCGUUCUUUUCACUCAUAUAGCUUGUAUCAAUAAACUGUUUGC
Aspergillus homomorphus CBS 101889 is the source of this 541-nucleotide messenger RNA. Its product is annotated as mitochondrial 54S ribosomal protein uL14m. Gene Ontology annotation, biological process: translation. Lineage: Eukaryota; Fungi; Ascomycota; Eurotiomycetes; Eurotiales; Aspergillaceae. Gene Ontology annotation, cellular component: mitochondrial large ribosomal subunit; ribosome. The record is from RefSeq and is a predicted model, not a curated record. The transcript has 4 exons. Gene Ontology annotation, molecular function: large ribosomal subunit rRNA binding; structural constituent of ribosome. The coding region runs from base 82 to 477 and encodes 131 amino acids.